GUCAGGCAGUAUUUCAAGACACCCAUCGAUAGGGUCCUGAGGACAGACUCAAAAUGGCUGCCCCCAUGUCGGGGAGGCUCGAAGCAGCGGGACAGCGCCUGUAUGGCAAUAGCAAACUCUGGUUGCCCGGGCUGACCCAGGUCAGGUGGAGCCGAUACAGUCCCGUUUACCUGGAGCCAGAAAUAAACAAAGAAGCGUAUCGCAAGCCUCCAGAACAAUUAUCGGAAGAGGAAAAGGCUGAACAAGAGCUCAAAACAGUCCGACCCAUAAAAGCUUCCUCUUCCAGUGUCUCCAGUUCUGUAUUCUAUGAACCACUGAUAAGCAAAUUCACUAACAUGAUGAUGAUGGGAGGGAAUAAAAUUUUGGCCCGAUCCCUCAUGAAUCAGACUUUAGAAGCCAUUAAGAGGAAGCAGCUCGAGAAGUACCACAAAGCUGAUGAGAAGGAGAAAGAAAACAUUGAGUGCAACCCAUACACCAUCUUUCAUCAGGCACUGAAAAACUGUGAGCCCAUUAUCGGGUUGGUGAAUAUCCAGAAAGGAGGUCGAACCUACCAGGUCCCCACCCCCCUGAAAGACAACCGGCGGCGCUUUCUGUCUAUGAAGUGGAUGAUUACUGAGUGCAGGGAAAACAAGCACAGGCGGACAUUAAUGCCUGAAAAGCUCUCCAGUGAGCUGCUGGCAGCCUUCCACAAUGAAGGCCCUAUAAUAAAGAAAAAGCAUGAGAUGCACAAAAUGGCAGAGGCUAACCGGGCCUUUGCUCACUUUCGUUGGUGGUAGAAAAUGCAAUGUUUGGCAAACACAAUGUAGGAUGACAGACUUCGCCAUUUUGUGGCAUCCUACCAGCCUGGGAGUGCUUCUCAGCUGACCCUUUUGAAACAAUGUUAAGAAAUCUCAGAGCAAAUUACUUAUUAACAUUUCAUAUUUUAGUUUUUUCUUGACUCUUACAAGGUGAAGUUAUUCCCAUUUCCUAGAUGACUUCAAAUAGAGGCCCCUGGUUUUCACUUGCUGUAUGUUACAUUCUGAAUUCUUACCAGUCAGGGGGUGUAUUCAUGUUACAGAAUGGCCUCCGUUAAGGCACAGAGAUAGCAGGGGAUUAGCAGAAGAGGCAAUUUUCACUUCUGUAUUAUUACUGGAGUCUUUUGGAAACUUCCUCGUUUGAAGUCGAGCCAAACUAAUGAUAAUUAAAACCACAUUUUGAUA
Heteronotia binoei (common prickly gecko) is the source of this 1199-nucleotide messenger RNA. It is a transcript of the gene MRPS7, whose product is annotated as mitochondrial ribosomal protein S7. The record is from RefSeq and is a predicted model, not a curated record. Gene Ontology annotation, biological process: translation; ribosomal small subunit assembly. NCBI's taxonomy places the organism in Eukaryota, Metazoa, Chordata, Lepidosauria, Squamata, Gekkonidae. The coding region runs from base 54 to 776 and encodes 240 amino acids. Gene Ontology annotation, molecular function: structural constituent of ribosome; mRNA binding; rRNA binding. Gene Ontology annotation, cellular component: ribosome. The transcript has 5 exons.